AUGCAACCCAUUCACCACUGCUCUCAGGACCUAAUCAAGUCUCUGAGGCCAAUCUCAUUGCCCAACAUCGAGACCCACGAUUGUGGCAUUUGCUUAGAAACCUACCAAAUGACUUCCCACAAUCCCGACAACGACGAAGACGUUCCUACUGAGCAUCCAGUGCAGCUCCCAUGCUCCCACAUAGUCGGUUCCGUGUGUAUUUCCCGCUGGCUGGAAUCCCACAACACUUGUCCGUUCUGCAGAGCAAAGCUAUACGAGCUUAAAUCCCCACCCACGUCUCCAGACUCCGUAUUUCAAGAAGCAGCAGCAGCAGACUUUUUCAGAUCGGAUAACAUACGCAUGGGCGAGGUGGAGCUUUCCGGUGAUUUCCUACAGAUAUUAGAUGAUUACGAUGUCGAUGAUAUGGACAGCGAAAGCUCCACCAUAUUGCACGUCGAGGACGUCUAUGGUGGCGGUUCGAUAAGCCCAGAGCCUACAACGACAUUGUACAUACAAACCUCGACCUACUACCAACCUUCGAGCCAACCACAACAACAACUCAACUUCUCAUAUGGCAGCUACCACAGGGGCUGCGGGAAUACCUCGCCAACGGUAGAGAUAUCAAAAUGCCAAGCCUCCCUCGAGUUGGAAGAAGCAGUGUCGUGCGCGGCAAAGCAAAUGGACGAUCUGAUCGACAUGCAUGAAGAGUGGAUGGACGAAUAUAACAACAACGAAAGACCUGGCAUGUGCGAUGCUGGGUCUUAUGACGACGACGAGUGGAUGGAAGACUACAAGCACGAGUUUGGCCAUGUUGAUGCUGGGCAUUGGUUGCUUUGCUGA
Aaosphaeria arxii CBS 175.79 is the source of this 819-nucleotide messenger RNA. RefSeq lists its product as uncharacterized. The record is from RefSeq and is a predicted model, not a curated record. The transcript has a single exon. The coding region runs from base 1 to 819 and encodes 272 amino acids. Lineage: Eukaryota; Fungi; Ascomycota; Dothideomycetes; Pleosporales.